UAUUCUAUUCCCAAAUGUAAUUAGAAAUGAUAAUGCUAUUUAACAAACAGAAGUUGAUAUUUUUUAUAGUAUAAGCUUCAUUGAUAUUUUAAAGCGGUGUAUGACAUUCGUGUAUAUGAUUUGAAAAACAAAACAGACACUCCAGUUACUGUUUAAAUUGGCUUGAAUGAAAAACGUAGAGUGCAUUGUUUGAACUUGUGUUUAAAAGAAUCAUGAAAUAUACGCGCUUUCAUAGCUUCUGUCGCAGAAGACGCAUUUCACCACUUGUGCUGAUGAUCGUAGCAAUUUUUCUAUGUACUGUGGUAACCACUAUUUGCUUUUAUUAUCUUGUAUCAAGUUUUCUAACAUCAUAUACUGCUGAAAGGAUUGAAUCUUUGUACAAAAUGGCCAAAUCAUUGAAAUAUCUUCAGGACAAAAGAAAAUCUACAGGUUUCCAGAUAGGGAAGACUUCCGAAUUUGGUGACUUAUUUAGAUUCAACGAUAUUAGUUUAAACAGACCAGAGGAGCAACUAGGAAAGAAGAGUGAUGUGGAUUUUCUCAAACAGCAAUUUGCUUCAGCUUCUUUCGUUUCGUCUUUCAGCCCUCAAAUGCGAAUUGUACAUUUAGACUUGAAAGGUGCUCCUCCAAAAAUUUCUUAUUUCAAAGAAAUUUUCCCAAUGUUGCGUCGUUGUGGCGCUACUGGAUUAUUGGUGGAGUAUGAAGAUAUGUUUCCAUUCUGGGGAGAGCUUAGCAACGUUCCUGCUAAGAAUGCUUACAAGAAGAAAGAUAUUAACCAAUUUUUAAAAUUGGCCAACGAAAAUAACUUGGAAAUAAUACCCCUAAUACAGACGUUUGGUCAUUUGGAAUUCCUUUUGAAACUGGAAGAAUACAGAAGCUUGCGCGAAGUUCUAGAAUAUCCUCAAGCCUUAUGUCCCAGUGAAAACAGGUCUUUAGAGGUAGUAAAACUUAUGAUUGGCCAAGUGUUAGCUCUACAUCCACGUAUUCGUUGGUUGCACAUAGGUAGUGACGAAGUCUUUCAUCUCGGAUAUUGUGAUAAAUGUAAAAAACGAGCGCGGCAAGAAUUUCAAGGGGAAUUUCGAGGGUUAUUUGCGUCACAUGUUAAGUCUGUGGCUGAUUAUGUUAAGCGGACCUAUACAGUUCAACCAAUUGUAUGGGACGAUAUGUUUCGUAAAUUUUCAAUUUCAGAAUUUAGAAAUUAUGGUCUUGACAAAGGGAUAGUUGAGCCCAUGAUCUGGGUAUAUGUCAAAGAGAUCGAUAACUUCAUUACGCCAUACACAUGGAAAACAUAUUCACAAGUGUUUCCGCGUAUAUGGGCAGCAAGUGCUUUUAAAGGAGCUUUCGGCGAAAAGGAAUUCAUCCCUAAUACCAGAAAGCACAUGGAAAACAACAUUGCAUGGUUGGAAGUUUUACGUAGAGAAUCUAUUAACUUCGAUAAAAUUCAGGGGAUUGCUUUAACCGGUUGGCAGAGAUAUGACCAUUUCGCUGUGCUGUGUGAGCUUCUUCCUGCAGCUUUACCGUCAUUAGCGUUGAGCAUGAUGACAGUUGCCAAUGGAAAAGCAGACCAUGGAUUGUUUGAGAAACUUCCAGAAACUCUAGGCUGCAACAUGCCACCUAUGAUAGACUUGAAUCUCCUUUUUGCUGAUCCGAUCUUGAUUAACCUUUCUUCUUGCAAAUUUGCCGGCCAAGAAAUAUUUAAUGUCAUGAAAACAUUUUAUAUGUUCAACGUACAGUUUACUGAGUAUCUGCGACAACUGGAAGGUAAUGGUUGGAUGACGACUUACCACGUGUCACAUAACUUUUCUAGCCCAUGGAGAUUGUCGGAAGCCACACAAUCUCAGGAUUAUUUCGAAAAUAGUCUCGAACAGCUAAAAAUCCGAGCACAAAAAGCCCUGAGCCAAGUAUAUGAUACGUAUACCAUUGAAGAGUGGUGUGAGCAGAACAUGAAGCCACUAGAAUUAAAACUUACAAAUAUUAGACAUAAGAAAGAAAAUUUGUCCAAGAGAACAGUCUGGCCUAGAAGACCUUUGAAUCAGUAAUAAUUCAAUACAAUAUUCAGUUUUUACUAUUUUAUGAGUAAAGUUUUAGGUAAGAGUAUGUAUUAAUAACAUAUGUUUUGGUUAGCUUCAUUUAAAGCUUUAUAGAUAACUUUUUUCUGUUGAAAUAUUAACUUAACAACACAUAUAUUGUUAUAUCAUUAUUUGUUAAGCUUUAAGUACUGCUACAUUACCAUUGGUACUUCAAGCGACGACCUAGAACAGAAUAAUAAUAUUAACUUAACAACACAUAUAUUGUUAUAUCAUUAUUUGUUAAGCUUUAAGUACUGCUACAUUACCAUUGGUACUUCAAGCGACGACCUAGAACAGAAUAAUAAUAUUAACUUAACAACACAUAUAUU
This is a messenger RNA of Limulus polyphemus (Atlantic horseshoe crab), 2395 nucleotides long. RefSeq names its product hexosaminidase D-like. NCBI's taxonomy places the organism in Eukaryota, Metazoa, Arthropoda, Merostomata, Xiphosura, Limulidae. Gene Ontology annotation, molecular function: hexosaminidase activity. Bases 213 to 2036 code for a protein of 607 amino acids. Gene Ontology annotation, biological process: carbohydrate metabolic process. The record is from RefSeq and is a predicted model, not a curated record. The transcript has a single exon.